This is a messenger RNA of Racocetra fulgida, 1022 nucleotides long. The record is from the annotation of a GenBank genome assembly. Lineage: Eukaryota; Fungi; Glomeromycota; Glomeromycetes; Diversisporales; Gigasporaceae.
AGAACGUAUCAUUAGAUAACUCACAAUCUAAUGCCAAUAUUGAGCAUUAUCAGCAAAAUCGCCCACCUUCAGUAGAACUACAGAGUCAGAAAGCUUACAAUAAGAGUCAGCAAAAUCAAAGAAACACUCAAAUACAUAACUCACCAAGCUAUCGUAACAGUAUCGGAUCCUCAACUCAUUCAUCUUUUGAUGCAAGUUUAUAUCAAUAUAAAGCACCACUACAAAUGAAUAGAAGGUCUACCAAUUCAAGUGCUCAAUCAAUUGAACCUGGAAUUGGUUCUUUUCCUAAGCGAUCUGAUAGGCGAUACUUUAAUCAAAAUCAUCGAAAUCUAACUGAAGAUGAAUCUUCUUCUUCUGAAGAUGAAUCUUCUUCUUCUGAAGAUGAAAUUUUUUCUUUGUUUGGUCAACAUUUUAAUUCAAGCCCAUUUAAAGGAUCAUCUUAUUCAACUACCCCGUUAAAUAUACAAAAUGAAAAAUAUGUUGGACCAUAUUCAGCCAUUCAUCGUUCAUUAUUGAUUAAGAGCGUUAUUCCAAAUAUAGUUAAAACACAUUCUGAUUGGAAUGGAAUAUCAACCAAAUUGAGACAAGCAUUUGAAAAUUUCUACAGCACUUAUAAUGAUGAUGUUGCCAAAUUGGCAACUAAAUUAUUAUUGUACCGAAAUUAUAGCAAUCCUUCUAACUGUGAUAUUGAAGAAUUUAUCACCGGCGCUGUGUGGGAAAAACCUCUUAAAAAAUACAUCGAUGUACUCGAUUAUGACAUUUUUAAAAACCAACAAUCAGGAGUAAAAGCAUUAGAAGCUUUUGUUGCUAGAAGUCUCAAGAUACACGUAGAAUAUUUAAUAGUGGAAUCUAAAGGAGAAGACCCUAAUUAUACUUCUAUAGUUUUAAAUCGUAUUAAAAAAUUGGAUAAUAUUACAAUUAAUAUUGCAUUUCUAGCAGCAAGUCAUUUUCAAUAUGCUAGUCAAUUGGAAUUUGAAGAAGAGCAAGAAAGGUUUGUAAAACAAUUGAAUACUAAUCUAUAA